Messenger RNA from Ailuropoda melanoleuca (giant panda), 387 nucleotides. RefSeq names its product ubiquitin-60S ribosomal protein L40. Gene Ontology annotation, molecular function: structural constituent of ribosome; protein binding. Gene Ontology annotation, cellular component: ribosome. Gene Ontology annotation, biological process: translation. Lineage: Eukaryota; Metazoa; Chordata; Mammalia; Carnivora; Ursidae. The record is from RefSeq and is a predicted model, not a curated record. The transcript has a single exon. The coding region runs from base 1 to 387 and encodes 128 amino acids.
AUGCAGAUUUUUGUGAAAACUCUGACCGGCAAAACCAUCACCCUUGAGGUGGAACCAAGUGACACAAUUGAAAAUGUCAAGGCAAAAAUCCAAGAUAAGGAAGGCAUCCCUCCUGACCAGCAGCGCCUGAUCUUUGCCGGAAAGCAGCUGGAAGAUGGACGCACCCUCUCAGACUACAAUAUCCAGAAGGAGUCCACUCUUCACCUGGUGCUGCGCCUGCGUGGAGGGAUCAUCGAGCCUUCGCUCCGCCAGCUUGCACAGAAGUACAACUGCGACAAGAUGAUCUGCCGCAAAUGCUAUGCCCGCCUGCACCCCCGGGCCGUGAACUGCCGUAAGAAGAAAUGUGGCCACACCAACAAUCUGCGUCCAAAGAAGAAGGUCAAGUAA